Molecule: messenger RNA, 2029 nt
Organism: Scomber japonicus (chub mackerel)
Lineage: Eukaryota; Metazoa; Chordata; Actinopteri; Scombriformes; Scombridae
Product: synapse-associated protein 1-like
Exons: 9
Coding region: 140-1225 (361 amino acids)
Cellular component (GO): cytoplasm; synapse
Source: RefSeq, a predicted model, not a curated record
UUGAAACGUCACCAGCUAUUAUUAUGCUUUAGGCAACAGUGUUACACUUUCGAAAUAUUGUGAAGCAUAAAACUACUAAGGUCGCCUUUAGAGCAUGUUCAAACACUUGUUUUAGCUUUAUUCACAAUAUAUUUGAAGUAUGUUUAAGAACUUUGGAACCUGGCUCGGGAUAGAAAACGAAAAUGGCCAAGUUAAAGAAGACAGCGAGUAUAAAGUUCUUGUUGACGGUAAUGAAGACACGAAUGAUGGAAUAAACAAACCGACUGCUGAAGCUGAAGUUGAGCAGAGCAAUGAGCAAAUUGCUGAACCGCCUCAACUUCUUGAAAAAGCCAAGGGUUUCAGUGGUUACUUUUAUAAUUUCGCCAGCAACGCCUCGAAGAAACUAUCCCAGUCCGUGGUUGAAACAGCACAAACCUUCAAGAAAAGUGUGGAGGAGGGGAAGAUAAAUGGGAUUAUUGAUAAGACCAUUUUGGGGGAUUUCCAGAAGGAGCAAGAAAAGUUUGUUCAGGAGAAAAAAUCAAAACAGUCUGGUGCUGCUGUGCCCCCAUGGGUGGGUUAUAAUGAAGAAGAAACCAUACAGCAUCAGAUCUUAGCUCUCUCAGCUGACAAACGAAAUUUUUUGCGUGACCCUCCUGCUGGGGUGCAGUUUCACUUUGACUUUGAGCAAAUGUAUCCAGUCGCCAUGGUGAUGUUAGAGGAAGAUGAGCUGCUUAGAAAGAUGCGCUUCCAUCUGGUCCCCAAACAGGUGAAAGAGGAGGUGUUCUGGAAGAAUUACUUCUACCGUGUGUCCUUGAUAAAACAGUCAGCUCAGCUCACAGCUCUUGCAGCACAACAGGCUGCUGAGCGGAGGGACGAUGACAAAACUGGGUCCAGUCCUGAGGACGUCCAUCAAAAGGAUGUAGUUAAACGGACAACUACCCCGGCCAUGAGCACUUCCAAACAAAAGCCUGAGGAUGAAGAGGAGAUCUCCACCAGCCCGCCUGCACUGGAAUUUGCGAGCGAUGCUUUUGAUUCAUGCAAGAUUAAUGAGGACGACCUACGCAAGGAAAUGGAACAGCUGGUUCUAGACAAAAAAGAUCAUCCAAACAAGCAACAGGAGGAGACUACAGACUGGGAGAAAGAAUUGCAGGAGGAACUUCAGGAGUACGACGUAUUGCCUGAUACUGAGAACUGUGAUGACAACUGGGACAAAGAGAUUGAAGAAAUGCUUAAGGAGGACAGUUAGGAUAGUUAGUCAGACCACUUUAAGGUCAGAAACAUAUGCCAUGUGUAAUAAUACAGUUUAAUAUUUGGAUAAUAUUUCAGGACCCUCUGGGAACUGUCAAGAUAGAGAAAUACAACAUUUAAAUGUUAUCUCCACGGCCAGAAAUAGAGGAGAACUGGUUCUGCAGCUCAACAGAAACUGAAUAUAAAAAUGUGACUAUGACUUUCUGUGGAAGAUAAAUGUGUAUAGUACAUCCUGAUUAAAAAGUCCAGUUAAUGAGUGAAGAUAUGCAAUAACCCAAAUACUGACAAAGACGGCUUGUAUGAAUGCUAGACUACUGGCUUUGAUGUGUCUUUCCGGCCAUACUAAUUAAUCUGCUGCAGAAAUAUAAUUAAUUGAAACAUUUAACAAAACGAGUAUUUUUUCAGCUUUAGUGGAUUUCAUGUGAACCAUAGAACAAGUAAGGUAUAUUUUGUAGCAAAGGUUAUCCUACAACUGAGCCAAUGUUUUUUUUUUCUAUAAAUGGAAAUGAUUUAAUUGUGAUAUCACUCGUUAAUGCUGUUGAAUGACUGAACAUAUGUAUGUGUUUUAUGAAAUCAAAUGCAUUGUCUCCACAUGCACACAUUCUGUAGAUGCUGAUGUAAUGUGUGGAUAUGCCUGUCCAAACAAGCUGGGUGUUCUUCCUGUUUACACGAAACUUUAUUCAGAAAAAAACUGACUCAAAAUCCAUUGUCUUUUGUGUUUAUAGUUAUUCAAACAGCAGUGUAUUGUUACAUUUUAUUAUAUAAAUGUUUACAUAAACAUGAACUUUAUUAUUGCAUUAAA